UUAGUGGGCAAGUUUGUCGAUGAGUUCGGCAACAUCCUGGACUGGGAUGGCACGGUGCUGGGGUCGGUGGAGGGCGAUCUGCCUUCCAUGGUGGGACGGCCGGUGUCCGAGUCGGGGGAGAUUUUGGACGCCGCCGGAGAGGUGGUGGGAUAUGUCUCCGACAAUCAUUCGAGGCCGAAGCUGAAGGAUCUGGAGGGGGGCUUGAGGAUAGAUGGUGACGGUAACAUUUACAACAAACAGGGCAAGGUUGUUGGCAAGAUGAAUCCGUCAACGGAGGAGGGAGAAGGAUCCGGGCAGCAGCAGCAGCAGCAGCAGCAGCAGCAGAACGCGAGUGAGGACAAGAAGUCUCAAGAUACUGCUGGCAAAGCGAAAGAGGCACCGCCGGGCCCGUCAGACGUCUUACUACUUGCUACAGUUGAAAUGCUGCGGUCCAUCCCUCGAUCUGCUGCUGGUGUUGUGACCGACACGGGAGACAUUCUUGAUAGAUCUGGCAAGCCCAUCGGACAUAUUACCGAGUCCGGAGAAUCCUCUGAUCUUGUGGGCAACGCUGUCAUGGCUUCUGGAGACAUUCUUGACUCGUCUGGAAAGGUCCUUGCCAAGGCCGACAUCAUCAACACCGAGGAACUGGGCGACGAGGAAGAAGGUGAGGAGGGAGAUGAGGAGAAUGAAGAAGGCGACGAGGGUGAAUACACCACUGGAUCUGGCCAAAAGAAGGGCGAGCCAGAGACCAAGGAUCUGGAGGAAGCCAAAGACAGUGAGAUGCCCCAGCCAGACACCGAGGACUUGGAAGAAAAGAAAUCUGACGUCGCCGAAGAGGGAGAAAAGCCAGAAGAAGAAGAAGAAGAGGAGCCAAUUAAUUUCUCCGACCUCGAGGGAUGCAAGGUCAACAAGGCUGGCAAACUGGUCAACAAGGACGGAGAUGUCCUCGGAGUCCUUCUUGAAGGCGACCCCAAGCAGCUCAUCGGCAUGAAGGCAGACGGGGAGGGAAACAUCUGGAAUGACUCUGGCAAAAAGGUCGGAAAAUGCCGUCCAUUGAACCACGCGGAGCGUGGCGAUGAAAAGGAGUUUGCCCCCUUUGAGAACUUCCCCGACGCUGUCGUUGAGGCUGACGGUCGCGUCAUGUUUGAGGGAAAGCAGGUAGGUGUCGUCGUGGACGGUGACCCAAAGCGUCUCAAGGGCGCCAAGGUUGAUGAAGAUGGUGACAUCCUCGAUCGACGAGGCAAUGUCAUUGGCAAGGCCGAGGCUUGGGAUGAGCCCGAGGCUGAACCCGAGGCUGAAGUCGACAUGUCUUCAUUGGCUGGCAAGAGGGUCAACAAGGCUGGCAACAUCGUCGACGGAUCGGGUACCAUCUACGGCAGAGUCAUUGAGGGCAAUGUCAAGUCUCUCGUCGGCCGCAUGUGUGACAAGAACGGGAACAUCCUGAGUGAGUCUGGAGACAUCCUUGGCAAGGCCGAACUCGUUGGCGAAGGCGAACGUGAGGGCAUGAAAGAGGGUAUCUUCGCCGAGCUCUCUGGCUGCACUGUCGCAAAGGACGGCACAGUUGUCACGCCUUCAGGUGACAUUGUUGGAAGACUCACCGAAGGAGACCCCAAAAAGCUGUUUGGCCGCCAAGUCGACGAGGAUGGAGAUGUUGUCGACGGCAACGGAAACGUCCUGGGCAAGGCUGAGCGCUGGGAAGAGCCCGAGCCCGAAGAGAGGAAGAAGGCUCCCUAUGCAGGCCGCCACGUCAACCGCGAAGGCAACGUCCUGGACGAAGAAGGAAACCUCAUCGCCAAGCUCGUCAGCGGUGACGUUUCUGCCUGCUCCGGCAAGGAGGUCGACGAAGACGGCGAUGUGAUCAACUACAAGGGCGACACUGUCGGACACGUUGCUCUGCUUGAGGACAUUCCCAAGGAGACCGAGGAGGACAUCAAGAAGCGCGAAGAGGCUGAGAAAGAUCGUAUUCUGGCCGGCAAGCUGGCUGGGUGCAUCGAGCAGUCUCUCGACAAGAUGCGUCCCAUCUGCAAGAUGAUCACCGACAAGAUCAACACGGCGGAGAGGACGCCUAAGGAGGAGCUUGACGAGGAGGCGCUGGUGCGGGAGGUGAAGCCGCUGAUUGAAGAGGGCGGCAAGAUCCUCACCGAGACCAACGGCACUAUUCGUGGCCUUGAUCCCGACGGCCGUAUCCAGCGGAACGCAAAGCACAAGGCGGGCACGAAGGAGGCUACGGCAGAGGAGCAUCAUCUGGCCGAGGUGCUCUCAGAGCUCACGGGUACUAUUACUGAAACCAUUGACAACGCCAAGAGCAAGAUCGAGGGUAUGCCCCAUGCCAAGAAGGAACUCAACCCUCUUUGGGGCCUCUUGGCGGAGCCCUUGUUCCAGAUCGUUGCCGCUGUUGGGCUGUUGCUGAGCGGUGUGCUCGGCCUCGUUGGCAAGCUGCUGAAUGGUCUCGGUCUUGGAGGAAUUGUCGACAACCUCCUCGGAACGCUGGGCCUCAACAGGGUUCUCGAAGGCCUUGGACUGGGUAACAUCACU
Molecule: messenger RNA, 2514 nt
Organism: Trichoderma atroviride IMI 206040
Lineage: Eukaryota; Fungi; Ascomycota; Sordariomycetes; Hypocreales; Hypocreaceae
Source: RefSeq, a predicted model, not a curated record